Messenger RNA from Arachis duranensis, 846 nucleotides. RefSeq lists its product as uncharacterized. The record is from RefSeq and is a predicted model, not a curated record. The transcript has 7 exons. Bases 1 to 846 code for a protein of 281 amino acids. Lineage: Eukaryota; Viridiplantae; Streptophyta; Magnoliopsida; Fabales; Fabaceae.
AUGGAACUUGAUGGCCAUGGACAAGGUCGAGACAAUGGCGCAAAUUUAUUGGUACGGUUUCUGGGUCUAAUGGCCCGUAGAGCAAUGCUGUGUCCAAUUUCAAUUCAAAGAUGGGAUCAGAUGCCUGAAGACAACACAAAAAAGCAGUGGAACUAUAUUGAAGAAAAAUUGAAAAACUUUGAGUUUGAUUAUGCUGCUAGCAUUAAAUGGGCACUAAGGACAUUGGGUGAUCCAUGGAAAGCCUACAAAUAUUCGUUACGGAAUAUUUAUUUUUAUCCUAAUAAAACAAAAGAAGAAAUUCUAGCAACUAAGAUUAAUUCAGAUAUACCUCCUAUUGAAUGGGCGGCUUUUGUGCAUCACUACACAAAUCUUAAGAUAAAGAAACAGUGCUUGCAAAAUAGAAAAAAUCGAGAGAAGCUUCAAGUAUCAAAUGCUGGUGGUAGUAAAAGCAAUGCUAGAAGAGCAAAUGAAAUGGAAAAAAAGUUAGGAAGAUCUGUAUAUCGGAAUGAAGUUAUUCUGUCGACUCUGGUGAAGAAGAAUGGAAAUUAUGUAAAUGGUGGGCACAAUUUAGCGGAGCAAAUAUUAGAGCAUUUGCCUGAAGAUCAAGAACGUGCUGCUGCUGAAGGAGUACCUUCGAAAGUGUUAGCUCAUCCGAAUGAUGCAAUUGGAAAGGUCUUUGGGGCUGAAAAUGUAGGGCGUGUACGAGAGAAGCAGGUUGAAACAUUAGAGAAAAAGUUAGACGGAUAUGAAGAAACCAAAAUUCAAUUGGCAGCUCUACACAAAUUUUUAUCAUCAAAAUAUGACGAUGAAGUACCUAGUAUGUCUGGUGAUAUGUCAGACAUUUAG